AUGCCAACGGUUGAGCCACAACUCUCCAUAGAUGACAUCCUCAUCAAAGAGCAACUGAUGAGUGACGAAGUGUCGUCGAAUGGCCAGAAUUCGCUCCGAACGUCACGAUCAUCUCUCAUCAAGAGGAAAAAACGUCACGAUGGUAACCACCAGUGCUUGCCCAUGGCCUUUGCGGCAUCGCUGUUCGGAAUCUUAGUUACUGUCUGUCUUUUGCUAGCACUUGCCUAUUUGGCUAUACGGAAUAGACCAUGUGAACAACCUCGGCCAUCCACCGGGCCACUCACUUUCAGGGAAGACAGUGAUAAGCUUGAUCGAAUAUCGAAGGAGCUGUCGGACCAGCUGAGCUCGGCUCGAAUCAAACAGAACAUGAGGUGGAUGGCUGAGACGUCACAUAUCGCUGGGACCAUCGAGAAUGCCGUGCUAAUUCGACGGCUGAGCGAAGAGUACGAUCGUCUCGGGUUCAAGGUGAAGACGUACAACUACAGUGUAUUGUUGAACUAUCCGGAUUUCGAUAACCCGAAUACAGUGGAAGUGGAGAAAGAAGGCAAUUUAUGGUGGCGUUUGAGUCAUGGACGUGGUCAUCCCAGCGGACCUCAACAAGCUGUCAACGAGCAACUCGAUGGCCGUUCUGAAGUGUGGUGGAAUGCGUAUUCGGCAGAUGGUUUGGUUGAAGGUCGCAUGGUUUACUGUAAUUAUGGGACUGUGGACGAUUUCAAUACUCUCGAAGAGAUCGGUAUCGAUGUCGAAGGAGCAAUCGUGUUGAUACGAUACGGGGCCUUGGUGAGAUCUGAAAAAGUAGAAGAAGCCGAAAAACGAGGAGCAAUCGGUGUAGUCCUGUUCAGUGAUCCGGCCCAAUACGUCGACUCGAAUAGUAAUGGAACUUUUCCACACUCCUCUUCACUUCCUGGACUGGACGCUCAAAGAGGGUCCGUUGGCAGAGUGCCUGGGGAUCCUCUGACACCUUUGCUGCCAGCGCUUCCUUAUGUAACUCGGAGUGAAACCUUGGAAAGCCUUCGAAGGAAAAAGGUGCUGCCCAGUAUUCCAGUGACACCUAUCAGCUAUGAUGAUGCUCAACGAAUUAUGGACUAUAUGGAUGGUCCCACCAUAACGGCUAGUCCUUACUCGUUUGCCAAACGGACUAUUACCAACAUCAUUGCAGUGCUUGAAGGAAAGGAGGAGCCUGAUAAAUGGGUGAUGUUGGGAAAUCACGUCGAUGCUUGGGGAAAGGGUGCUAUUGAUCCGGUUUCCGGUACAGCUGUACAACUGGAGGUGGCAAGAGUGAUGGCAAAGGUUUUCGAGCAGCACGCACCAAGACGUACAAUCGUGUUCUGUCACUGGGACGGUGAAGAGUUUGGGCUGAUCGGUUCCAAUGAAUGGAUCGAGCAGCGGCUAGGGGUUCUUCAGAGGAGAGCUGUUGCCUACAUUAAUGUUGAUCACAUAGCUGGUGGUAGUUCGCUCGAUAUAAAAGCAGUUCCACUCCUAUACCGGGCUAUAGUCGAAGCGUCUCAGAGGACGUCAUACUCAGAUGGCUCAAGCGGCGAAAGUCUCCUCGAUUCAUGGAGACAUUUUCGACGCCGGGGUCCAUUCUUGGGUGAUCGUGCCGUACCCGAAAUCGGUUUACCAGCUGGAGGAUCAGACUAUCAAGUGAUUCCCUUCAACGCAUUGGACUAUGCUCAAUCCUUGUUAGUUUUAUUUCAUAAAGCCGAGGUUCACCUGUCAAAGAUGGAGUUGACAAAAACGAUUAGUUGGUUACCACAUAAGCUGAGUAGCCUGAAGGAAGUUCUACGACGUUUUCACAAUGUCGCUCGAACCAUACAAGCGGAGGUUCAGGAUAUCGCUAGUGGUCAGAACGAAGUGACCAUUCAACGGCUCAAUUCUAUCAAUUCUCGUCUACAGUACAUCGAGCGUUCGUUUUUGAACCCAACGGCCACCAUGGAACAGCCAUACUAUCGACAUUUAGUAUUUUCCCCGUCUAUGCACUCAACACGUAUCACAUCGUUUUCCAGUAUCCUUGAUCCAGCUCUGGGAUAUUACCGCUCUCACAACGAGACCCACCUACAUAGUUUGGCAGUGGCCAUCACAAAUGUACAGUAUGCCGUCGAAAGUGCCAUUGAUGCACUUCACUAG
This is a messenger RNA of Haemonchus placei, 2127 nucleotides long. The record is from the annotation of a GenBank genome assembly. Lineage: Eukaryota; Metazoa; Nematoda; Chromadorea; Rhabditida; Trichostrongylidae.